This is a messenger RNA of Penicillium atrosanguineum, 1287 nucleotides long. RefSeq names its product acetyltransferase pyr8 (gene pyr8). NCBI's taxonomy places the organism in Eukaryota, Fungi, Ascomycota, Eurotiomycetes, Eurotiales, Aspergillaceae. The transcript has 2 exons. Gene Ontology annotation, biological process: lipid metabolic process. The record is from RefSeq and is a predicted model, not a curated record. Bases 1 to 1287 code for a protein of 428 amino acids.
AUGGGAGAAGGCGAUGCCCCAGCCUCUUCACAUAUUCUUCAAAUCAGUGGUCUCUACGCCAUACAUUGCCUGAUCCCCGCGACUUUGCUUAUCGCGACCUCGAAGCAGUCAAUUUUUAGGUACCUUUCAGUUCCAUGUUCGCUUUUACUCGCACACCAGGCUGUACAUGUGGCCUCCGCGCUGGGCCCGGGUUUUUUCUGGUGUGAACUCGUUCGCCUAUUCGUGACGAUCAUCUUCCAGUGCCUGAACUUAUUGCUUAUCAAUCCAAAAGAUAACAGCGAUGUUCCUGCUGAGGUCGACCAGGGCCUUGUGGAUCGACUCUAUUACGCGACCAGCCUCUUUACUCAGCCUCGAGGGGUAAACACGGCCUGGCAGGUGAAGAAUUGCCCGUCACAACCACAAUAUUAUCAACGCAGAGGUUGGAUUAUCCCUCCUCGGGAUCGUUUCUUGAUUAGACAAAUAGCUAUCGCUGUUUGGCAAUAUUUGGCUCUCGAUGUCUUCGCUACUCUUGCGUUGCAGCAAGCCUUAGAGCAAAAGAAGCACGAAACGCUGCCUCCAACUGUGCAGUGGGAUCUAUCAGUUGAACAAUGGAUUGAGCGAAUAAUUUCCAAUCUGGUCGCCGGAUUUGUUGUGAGUCGAAUUCUAAUCGACUUUCACCAUCGGGCCUUUUCUAUUAUCAUUGUCGGACUUCGACUUGAUUCCCCGUCAAACUGCCCUCCUUUAUUUGGAAAGGCAGCAAAUGCCUACACAUUGCGGGGGUUUUGGGGUAAAUUCUGGCACCAGCUUUUGCGUCAACCACUCACCUCCGUCAGCAAAUUUAUUACUCGGGACCUACUAGGCUUACCAUCACAGACUUCAGCUGAGAAGUAUAUGAACAUCUUCACUAUAUUCUUCUUCUCCGGCGCGCUACAUGUCGUGCUCGAUACUGUGCAGGGAAUUCCGGCAGAUGAGUCUGGUGCCAUGCUCUUUUUCUCAUUAGCCCCGCUAGGUCUCCUGAUUGAGGACGGCAUUAGAACGCUUUGGAGAGCUUUUGUCGAUUUGAGUUAUGGGAAUCAGACAAACAAGAAAGGUACAUUGCCAAUGUGGCAGAAAACCCUUGGCUUUCUCUGGACUAUGGUAUGGCUGGGUGUCACAUCAACUUGUUACCUUUAUCCGCAGAUGCUGAGGCCGCAGAAUCAGGCUCUAGUUCCUUAUAGUUUGGCUAGUCAGGUUGGGCUGCCCGUGGUAGGGUUGGCGGUUGUCGUGGGUGGGGCCAUUGUGGCAUUUGUAUUCGAGGUUGAAAUUUGA